Molecule: messenger RNA, 1285 nt
Organism: Phodopus roborovskii (desert hamster)
Lineage: Eukaryota; Metazoa; Chordata; Mammalia; Rodentia; Cricetidae
Product: coiled-coil domain-containing protein 33-like
Exons: 10
Coding region: 60-1172 (370 amino acids)
Cellular component (GO): peroxisome
Source: RefSeq, a predicted model, not a curated record
CUUGUUGUAGCAACAGUCCCUGAGGACCCAUCGGGAAAACAGAGCUGCGAUCAUCACAGAUGGGGGAGCCAGAGGACCCAGCCCCUCCAGCCCCCAAGGUCGCCCUGGGCCUAGUUGACAGCCGCUCCGAGAUGAACAACUACCGGCGGGCCAUGCAGAAGAUGGCAGAGGACAUCCUGGCACUAAGGAAGCAAGCCAAUAUCCUGGAGGAGGAGAACCGCACCCUGAGGAGUCACCUGACCCAGCAGAGCAUAGAAGAGCAGAGCAGAGCUGAAGAGGAGAACCUGGCAGUGUCCAUGAAGCAGAGGCUACUGCUGAGCGAACUGGAUAUAAAGAGGCUUCGAGACAGGGUGCAACACCUGCAGAAUGAGCUGAUUCGGAAGAAUGAUCGAGAGAAGGAGCUGCUGCUUCUGUACCAGGCCCAGCAGCCACAGGCUGCCCAACUGAGGCGGUACCAGGACAAGCUGCAGAAGAUGAAGGCCCUGGAGGACACUGUUCGACACCAGGAGAAGGUGAUUGAGAAGAUGGAGCAGGUGUUGGAAGAAAGGCUCCUUGAGAGGAAGGAGCCAGCACCAUCCAACAGGCCACAGGGGAAGCCCAGCAUGGCUUUCCCCAUGUUCACAGCCUCUGGCAUUCACCUGGGUCCCACGGGAGAGAACGUGACUGUGGAUCUUUACUCUGUGCUGCUGGCAGAAAACACGAGGCUGCGGGCAGAGUUGGAAAAGAACCGCCAGCAGCCAGCCCCCAUCAUUCUGCAGCAGCAAGCACUGCCGGUGGAUCCCAGGGAGUUGGGAGCAGGUGGAGACUUGGCAGAGAGGCUUCGAGACACAAAUGGCCCAGGCCACUCCAAGUGCACAGAGACCCUGCCAGCACAGGAUCUCCUCGGUGGCACUUCAGACAAGUUUAACCUCCUGGCCAAGCUAGAACAAGCGCAGAGUCGGAUCUUGUCCCUGGAAAACCAGCUGGAGGACUCCGCUCGCCACUGGGCAAGAGAAAAGCAAAACUUAGCCAUACGGCUUCAGGAGCAACAACACGGCUUUGGACACCUGUCAAACCCCAUUACCAUAGACCAGCCUAAUGCUGGAAUGGCCAAGGAUCCCCAACAGUCCUCCAAACUGGAACCCUCACAGCCCAGCUCAGACACGAAGCUCAACAGACCCUCAAACUCCUAAAUUGAGAUUUCUAAUGCCCAGAAGACCUGAGCCUGCAGCUGGCCUCCUUCCCCAUGUGCUGGGGAGUCAUCCCCACCUUAAAGAUGUCUUUAGUAAAUACUGUAACUCAAUAA